This is a messenger RNA of Clupea harengus (Atlantic herring), 3274 nucleotides long. It is a transcript of the gene slc5a2, whose product is annotated as solute carrier family 5 member 2. NCBI's taxonomy places the organism in Eukaryota, Metazoa, Chordata, Actinopteri, Clupeiformes, Clupeidae. The record is from RefSeq and is a predicted model, not a curated record. Gene Ontology annotation, biological process: transmembrane transport; sodium ion transport. Gene Ontology annotation, cellular component: plasma membrane. Gene Ontology annotation, molecular function: D-glucose:sodium symporter activity.
CUGACAUUUUUUUUUGCUUGAAGUAAUCUGAUAUCUUACCACUAACAUUAGAAGUGUCAAUGUACCUGCUCUAUAAAUGGUUAAUAGACUGUCUGAGGCCCUAACCUACACAUUCAGAGUUUCUUUCUUGUAUGGGUAAAUCCCAAGACUCUAGUAAGAAUGUGUUAAUAAUUAUUGUCAUUAAUAAACCCCUACAUCAGCUCAUUUCAAGCGACCAAAGGUCCAGUAGACUUGCUUCUCUGUCAUCCCCCUUUUUUUUUUUUACCAAGACAACCUCCUUCCCAUUAGAAGUACGGCUCCUUAAACUGUGUCAUUGUUGUUCACUGGGCACACUGGGGAUUAUUGUAUUGUGUGAACUUGGUAAACACUCCUAGUACAUGAUGUCCGCCACAAUCAUGCCAACAACUUCACCUGGGGCCACAGACAAGGCGACCAUUAACAAUCCAGCAGAUAUCGCUGUCAUUAUAGGCUACUUUGUCAUGGUUAUUGGAGUCGGUGUUUGGUCUAUGUUCAGGACAAAUCGCGGAACAGUGGGUGGCUACUUUCUUGCCGGACGCACCAUGGUGUGGUGGCCGGUCGGUGCCUCAUUAUUUGCCAGCAACAUUGGCAGUGGGCACUUUGUUGGCCUUGCUGGAACAGGGGCAGCCAGUGGAAUAGCAGUUGGGAGCUUUGAAUGGAACGCUAUAUUUAUUGUGCUGCUUCUGGGGUGGCUGUUUGUCCCUGUCUACUUGACAGCUGGGGUAAUCACUAUGCCACAGUACCUGAAGAAGAGGUUUGGAGGAUCCAGAAUCAGUUUAUAUCUCUCCAUCAUCUCCCUGUUCCUCUAUAUCUUCACUAAAAUAAGUGUGGACAUGUUUUCUGGGGCCGUCUUCAUCCAGCAGGCUCUGGGGUGGAACAUCUACGUGGCAGUGAUAGCGCUCCUCAGCAUCACAGCCCUCUAUACUGUCACAGGUGGCCUGGCUGCUCUGAUGUACACAGACACUGUGCAGACCUUCGUCAUAAUUGCCGGCGCCUUUGUCCUCAUGGGUUUCUCCUUCCACGAAGUGGGGGGAUACAACGCAUUGCUGGAGAAGUACAGCUUAGCCAUACCUUCCCUCACAGAAUCCAUGGACCCUAUGCGCUACAAUAUUUCAGAGCAGUGCUACACCCCCCGUGCAGACGCCUUCAACCUCCUCCGAGACCCGGUCUCAGGUGAUCUCCCCUGGCCUGGAGUUCUGCUGGGCAUCGCUAUCAAUGGAGGCUGGUACUGGUGCACAGACCAGGUUAUUGUGCAGCGCUGUUUGGCAGCUAAAAACUUGUCACAUGUGAAGGCAGGCUGCAUCAUGUGUGGCUACCUCAAACUCUUCCCCAUGUUCCUCAUGGUGUUCCCUGGCAUGAUCAGCCGAGUGCUGUACCCAGAUGAGGUGGGCUGUGUGGUGCCUGAGGUCUGUAAGCAGGUGUGUGGGACUGAGGUGGGAUGCUCCAACAUAGCGUACCCCAAACUGGUGGUCUCCAUCAUGCCUGACGGUCUGAGAGGCCUGAUGCUGGCGGUGAUGCUGGCUGCUCUGAUGAGCUCGCUGGCCUCCAUCUUCAACAGUAGCAGCACCCUCUUCACCAUGGACAUCUGGACACGCCUGCGGCCACAGGCCAGGGACCGAGAGCUCAUGAUAGUGGGCAGAGUUUGGGUCCUCUGCAUCGUGGCUAUAAGCAUCUGCUGGAUCCCAGUGGUGCAGGCUGCCCAGAGCGGUCAGCUGUUUGACUACAUCCAAUCAGUGACGAGCUACCUUGCUCCUCCCAUUGCUGCUGUCUUCCUCCUGGCUGUGUUUGUCAAGAGAGUCACAGAGCCUGGGGCUUUCUGGGGCUUGAUGGGCGGGCUGGCCAUGGGCCUGGCUCGUUUGGGGGCCGAGUUCGCUUUCGGCACGGGGAGCUGCGUGUUCCCCUCGUCCUGCCCCACCGUGGUGUGUGGAGUCCACUACCUCUACUUCUCCAUCAUCCAGUUCUUCUGCACCGGCCUCCUGGCUCUCUUUGUCAGCUACAACACCCCACCCAUAGAGGACACGCAUCUUCACCGGCUGGUCUUCAGCCUCCGGUUCUCCAAAGAGGAAAGGCUUGAUUUGGACAGGGUGGAAGAGGAGAAGGCUCGGAACGCCCGCAGAAAGGCAGAGCAGAAGACCAAAGCCAUCGUUGAGAACGAGUCGGUGGACAAUCCCCCUGACACUCAGUCUGGGCUCUGUCGUCUCAUUGGCUGGUUCUGUGGAGUGGGCGGCACCCAAGCUCCAGAGCCCACUGAGGAGGAGGUUACCGAGGCGUCCAAGCAAAUACCGGACAUCAGAGAAGACCCUGUCUGGCGGAAUGUAGUAGAUGCCAAUGCCCUAGUCAUGAUGACUGUAGCUAUUUUUUUCUGGGGUUACUAUGCAUGAGGGGCUGUGGUGUGCAUGUGUGGCGUAAUACAUCAAAUCAAAUGAAAUCUUAAGUCACCCAUUAAGUACUGUUCAUGUAAACUGAAAAACACAAAUGAAUCAAUAUGCUAGGUACUAUAUUAAUAAAGGAUUAAAUAGGGCGUCACACUAUAACAUGCAGAGUGUGUGUUAGCAAAAUAAAGUUAAAACACUCUCUUGAGCAAGUCUUGACCUUUUGUUCAUUUAAGUAGUUAGGUAGAAGCGGUUAGUUAGAAAAAAAAAGCUGAAGGUGCAUUUUGCAGAGUUAGCUGACUGACAGUUUCUAUACAGUUUGUUGAGUAUUUGUUAAAAAACUAUGUUACACUCAUCUUGGCUGUAGACAUAAACUGAUACCAUACCACUGCAUGAGAUCCCAGACAGUGUAAAACAUAGCCAUGGAAAAUGAUAGCAGCAAUGGAGUUUUCACGUUCCAAGGACUUAAACUAGCUCUCAAACAUGACAUAUUUAACCUUCUCGAGUCAAACCGUGAAUUCAAUUUGAAAAAUGUAUUAGUUGAGUAUGUAUAGGUUCUCACACUGACCUACUGUAAGGCAGGUCUAAGAUUAGAAACAUGUUCCUAAAAUCAAGCAACACAAGAAACUCCUGGCUGCCUGAGGAUCUACUCUUUUCAUUUUUUCACAAGAUUCAUAAACAUGCAUGGUAGAAAAUCCAUUCUAGUGGAAAAGUAGACAACAGCAUAAAUCUGGAACAUUCCUGCACUGGUUUUAGCGUUCAGUAUUCAUUCAGCCUGAUGUAUUGAUAUUCUGUUUACCACCGACUCCAUUUACCUACCAUAUAAUCAGUUAGGAAAGUGACUGACACAGAAGCAACUGCAACGAUUCCCUGUCCCCUUAAAU